AUGCGCUUUUCCAAGCUCUUUGACUGGACCACUGCCUCGGACGGCUUGCCGUUCCCCAACACCAGCCCGACGCCGUCGACUCCUGACUUCGUCAUCGGUCUUGGCGACCCUUUCCGCGAGGCCUUCAACGCGGACCUGGUCGUCCCUGGUGCCUUCGUCCCCUCCACCCCGCCUACGCUCGACCGCCGCUCAUCGGCAGACGAAGCUCCCAGCGAUACCCGCAGCCCUUUGCCCGGUCCCUCGACCGCGCCUGCUGUCGGCAGCGGCGCUCCUAUCGGUCGCGACGCCACCGUCGACACCUGCAUUGAUCCGCCCAACCCCUCGGCCGCGCCUGCUGUCGGCAGCGGCGCUCCUAUGGGUCACGACGCCACCGUCGACACCUGCAUUGAUCCGCCCAACCCCUCGGCCGCGCCUGCUGUCGGCAGCGGCGCUCCUAUGGGUCACGACGCCACCGUCGACACCAGCAUUGAUCCGCCCAACCCCUCGGCCGCGCCUGCCCCCGACCGCCGCUCUUUGGUCCAACAGGGCGGCGCUCAUCGCGAUGGCCCAAACGACGCCAACAGCAACGCCGCGGGCGGUACGGCCAUCCCGAGCGCAAGCACUCGCGGCACCCGCCGCCAGCGUGACGACGAGGACGAAGAGGACCAGCGCCCGGCACAGCGCCGCCGCAUCGGCGACCGUCCGCAGCUCACGGAGAUCACCAACGAGCUGCACGACCUCCGCGCAACCUUUCACCGCAUGCAAGACAGGGUCGUUGUCGUGGAGGACAGAGUCGACCGCGUCGAGGGCCGCACCGACCAGCUCGAGACUCAAGUCGAGGAGCAGGCCAGCGCCGUCGUUGUCAACUCGCGGGCUGUCAUGCUGCUGACGGAACGAUUCUUCAACGUGCGAAUUGAUCCGAGCGGGGCCAUGAUCCCCCUGACCCCCGGCGCCGGCGUCUCCUUCAACGUUCCCGUCGCCGCCCGCGCUGCAGCCCCGGUCGCCAUCCCCGCCGGAGCCCCUGCCCCUGAUUCCGUCGCCGGCCCCUCCAACCGCCGUCGCCGGUCUCGACUUCGAGCGAGGAACCAGCUCAUCCCGCUCGGCGAGCAGGUCUGCUGGCUCUUCCAGAGCGGCGACUGCCAGGGGUGCGAGCGCCUUCACGAGUGCAAUAAGUGCUCUGGCAACCACCCUGGCGGCCGAUGCGGCCGUUGA
Messenger RNA from Pseudozyma flocculosa PF-1, 1191 nucleotides. RefSeq lists its product as uncharacterized. The transcript has a single exon. The record is from RefSeq and is a predicted model, not a curated record. Lineage: Eukaryota; Fungi; Basidiomycota; Ustilaginomycetes; Ustilaginales; Ustilaginaceae. The coding region runs from base 1 to 1191 and encodes 396 amino acids.